Cyphellophora attinorum is the source of this 525-nucleotide messenger RNA. Its product is annotated as 1,2-dihydroxy-3-keto-5-methylthiopentene dioxygenase. The transcript has 2 exons. Bases 1 to 525 code for a protein of 174 amino acids. The record is from RefSeq and is a predicted model, not a curated record. Lineage: Eukaryota; Fungi; Ascomycota; Eurotiomycetes; Chaetothyriales; Cyphellophoraceae. Gene Ontology annotation, molecular function: acireductone dioxygenase [iron(II)-requiring] activity.
AUGAAAGCCUACUGGUACGACAACGAAGAAGGCGACCAACGCCUCCCCCACGACUCCCACAAGCCCGUCGACCCCUCCUACCUUCGCUCCCUCGGCGUCCUCUACUCCGCCCACCCCACCACCUCUACAGUCGACACCCUCGCCUCCGAGCGCAAUUACACCUCGCGCGACGAAAUCACCGUCUCCCCGCAGGCCAUGGGCGACAUCUACGAGUCCAAAGUCAAAAUGUUCUUUGACGAGCACCUGCACGAGGACGAAGAGAUCCGGUAUAUCCGCGACGGGGCGGGGUAUUUUGAUGUUAGGUCAGAAGGGGACGACUGGGUGAGGAUCCGGCUGGAGAAGGAUGAUUUGAUUAUCCUGCCGGCGGGGAUCUAUCAUCGUUUUACGACCGAUGAGGGGAAUUAUAUCAAGGCGAUGAGGCUUUUUAAGGAUGAGCCGAAAUGGACACCCUUGAACCGUGGUGAUGCGACGGACAUCAAUCCUCAUCGCAAGGCGUACCUCGAGGAGAGGAACGGUGGGAAGUAG